This is a messenger RNA of Rhipicephalus sanguineus (brown dog tick), 608 nucleotides long. RefSeq names its product UDP-GalNAc:beta-1,3-N-acetylgalactosaminyltransferase 2-like. Lineage: Eukaryota; Metazoa; Arthropoda; Arachnida; Ixodida; Ixodidae. The annotation marks the transcript as partial. Gene Ontology annotation, molecular function: hexosyltransferase activity. The record is from RefSeq and is a predicted model, not a curated record. The transcript has 2 exons. Gene Ontology annotation, cellular component: membrane.
UUGCCACGCAAGCUGCUCUAUUUCUUUGACUUCCUGCUGCAACGUUCAAUUGAAUUUGACUUCCUUGUAAAGGCUGACGAUGACUCCCUGGUGGACUUGGAAGGGCUACGGAAUAGUGUGCCCAAGCAGCAGCAGCAAAACAUUUGGUGGAGCAACUUCAGGGAGAAUUGGCCAGUGAUCCGCUAUGGCAAGUGGGGUGAGCACACAUACAGUGCACCCAUCUACCCUGCAUUUGCAUGUGGUGCAGCAUAUGUGCUGUCAAGAGACAUAGUCUACUGGCUGGCCAGGAACAAGGACUACUUGCAUUGCUAUCAGGGUGAAGACGUCUCCAUGGGCAUCUGGUUGGCUGCACUCUCACUACAGCGCAUUCAUGAGCCCCGCAACUGGUCGUGCAGCUACAGCUGUCCGGAUGGCGUUAGUCGGCCCUACAGUAGGGCUCAGCUGUCACCCACUGAACUCAAGACGGUGUGGGCCACUUUCAAGAAGCACAAGAAACUCUGCUGACACAUUUUCAUGAUGCCGUCUUUCACAGGCAGAGCAAAUGAUACGGUGCUUUCUGUGUGCCCAAUUUUUCAUUAAAAAUGUUGGUUGCUGAUCGCACGCUGCGU